CGGUGUGGCUGGCAAGUCGUUACUGUUAAUUUAUAUUUUAUUGUUAAUUGAUGUGUUGUUUUUGAAACAAAACUCCUGCAUUUGCUUUACCAGCAUAAUUCCAAAGGAGACUAUAAAUUAGUACAGAUGACCGGGACAAUUCAUGCUUUUACAAUGGUCCUAAAUUUCAGUUUUUAGAAUUUAUUUAUUGCUGUUUGAUGAUGCCUGAUGUGGAAUACAAGCUCCAGUCAUCCUCAAAAACGACUAGCUUGCAGCAUGGGAAAUCAACUUACCUAUCUUUUCUGCAAAUGAAAAAAAUAGAUGAGAAUAAGAAUGGUCUAGUUGUUACAUUUUCUAGACUGUCUUCCCAACAAACAUGAGACGUCCACCCGACGUGCAGAUCAUGUCUAUAUUCCGACAAAGACGUUGAAAUGACGUCGUUUGGACGUCGUUUGCUCAGUGGGUUGCUAUACCUAAGCAGAUAAAGAUGGGCUGCUCUUUUCUUGGACACUCUGUGGUGGAUAAAAACGUGGCAUUAGGCUUCUGUGAAACAAAAUCAGGCAAACAUUUUAAGGCAAAACUUUAGGUCUGUGCCUGAAGUCUGUUCGACCGAUGCCGACCGAACUCGGGUGAAUCUGGUUUGUCAGUUGAAGGGAAAAGACGCGCAUUAAUUUGAAUACACAAUUGGAAUAUCACGCUUGGUUUGUGGAGUGGUCAUCAAGUUGCUCUUAUUGUCUCGUCCAGCUGGAAGAUUUUUAUUUUACCACAGCAGCUUCCCUGGCAGUCAUUUGUGAGUAGGUGACUGUGAUAGAGGUUUGAAGGUUCAGGCUUGUGGGAAAUGGGCCAGUAGAAGCACCAGAAAUGCCAGACCAUGAUACAGGGUUUCAUCUAAAUCGACAGACUAAACGAAGACGAGUAGACAUUGGAGUGAAAAGAAUUGUUAGCUCAUCUGCCUCAUCAACACAAACUUCUGCCUUCAUCACUGCCACCCAAGCAGCCAAAUCCACUGUCAUCACUGAUGCCAUGAACUCCCAUCACAGUAAGAAACAGGAUGUGCUUGAUUGCCAAGGGGCUCAGUUUGGUGAGGCCAAAUCAAACGUUCUCCGCAAACUGCUUAAAAGGGGCAGCUCAUAUGAGGAUAACAUGAUACCCUUUUCUGGUGCCACUAUCAUCACAAAGCUACUGAAGAGCAAUAAGGCAACAAGAGGAACAGGAGGCAGGGAGUCGGUAAUCCCCAGGAACGCAGAACCUGAACCACUACAGGAGGACACUUUCAGCAACUCAUCCCAGGAGAGUGCUGAAGAGAGUCUCUCACCAUUUGGAAAAAUCUCACUGAACCACUUAGAGUCUGAGCGGCUAAAUGAAGAUCACCUUCGGGCCAAGCGUGCUCGUGUUGAAAACAUAAUUCGCGGAAUGAAUCAUUUACCGAAUGUGAUGGCAACAUCUAUUUCCAGUGGAAAGGAUUGUGAGCAGGAGUUAGAGGGAGAAACCGAGAUGACUGUGCAGUCCUUUAGCCCACGAGAAAGCAAUCGUGAGAACAAGAGGAAACAAAAAUUACCUCAGCAGCAGCAGCAUAGCUUCCAGCAGCUGGUUUCCACACAUAAAGAGCAGAAGGUUGAAGAACGCAGGCAGUUGAAACUACAGCUGGAAGACAUGCAGAAACAGCUGAGGCAGCUUCAAGAAAAGUUCUUCCAGAUCUAUGACAGCACAGAUUCUGAAGCAGAUGGAGGAAAUCUCUCAGAAGACAGUGUACGAUCUGAUGGGAUGCUAGGUGAUAGUGGCACCAAUGAACAUCUCAUUCAAAAUUCUGUGUCUGAUCGAUCUGAUAAUGAGAUAGCAGGCUUGGAUCCAGGUUGCUUUCUGGAUGAGGCGAAGGCCCUGCUCUGUGAACAAGCAUUGCUGGAUGGAGAGAUGGCCAAACAUGAAGGUUCCUUGAAGAGCAAAGGUUUGAUGUCUAUGCAUGAAGUAGGCAAGCGUCUGGCAGAAACCCUUAAGCAAGAGCUAAACUCUGCCAUGUCUCAAGUUGUAGACACUGUGGUGAAUGUUUUUUCGAAACCUCCACGGCCACUUUUACAAGUAUUCCCAUCGCUCCCGGCAAAUGAGGACCACUAUGCUUUUAACGGGGACAACUCCAACUUCCACACUGCUAAUCAGAGACUGCAGUGCUUUGGUGACGUUAUCUUUCCCAGCCCUCUUGACUCGUUUGUCGGGGUCCCUCUUUCUUGUGCCAAUGAUCAGACGGAGGCACUACCACUGGUAGUACGAAAGUCUGCGUCCGAACACCACCAGUCCUCGGAUCCUGGAGCUCAGAAUGGUCACCCUCAUCCCUCCUUACAUCCAUCUUCUCUUUCUGGAAACCCAGGCUUCAUCUCCCCAUCAUUCCGUCACCCAUUUUCACUUCCUCUGGUGGGUUACUCAUUUCAGAACGUGCUUGGUGCCUCAUCAACAGGAUACUCUAGUAAAGACUCUCCUGGCUCAAUGGAUCUGUCAAGGGAGACCCCCAGCUUGCGAACAAAAAUGGGUUCAAGUCAGCAUCUGCUGCAUAACCAUUCUUGCUCGCCAGUUCUCCUGGGAAGCACCGCUGAAGGGCCUUCACUCAUCAAAUCAGAAUGUGGGGACCUUCAGGAUAUGUCAGACAUCUCUCCAUACUCAGGCAAUACAAUCCAGGAGGGAUUGUCCCCAAAUCACCUGAAGAAGGCCAAACUGAUGUUCUUCUACACCAGGUACCCAAGCUCCAGCAUGCUCAAGAUGUACUUCUCAGAUGUGAAGUUUAACAGGUGCAUCACGUCUCAGCUGAUAAAGUGGUUCAGUAAUUUCAGAGAGUUCUACUACAUCCAGAUGGAGAAGUUUGCCAGGCAGGCCAUAAACGACGGUGUGGCAAAAGUGGAUGACAUCAUUGUAAGCCGUGAUUCAGAGCUCUACAAAGUGCUUAACAUGCACUACAAUAAGGCAAAUGAUUUUGAGGUCCCUGAACGUUUCCUGGAAGUAGCUCAGAUAACUUUGCGUGAGUUCUUCAGUGCUAUAAUGGCCAGUAGAGAUGUGGAUCCAUCAUGGAAGAAGGCCAUUUAUAAAGUUAUCUGCAAACUGGACUCUGAGGUUCCAGAGAUAUUUAAAUCGACCAGUUGUCUUCAAGAACUCUUGCGAGAGUAAUGUGUUAAAAAAAUUCUUUUCAUCCCUCUUUAAAUGUAAAUUGAUAACUUGAGAUGGAGAAUUUUACCUUUUUUUCCACCUUUUCACAGUUGAAUUUAUUAUAUGAAGUAGUGUCUUAUUUAUUCUUUUCUUUCUUUCUUUUUCAUUGGGUAACCUUUAGUGUAUCUCUCCACAGUCCAUGUAGGCUAUCUCACAGUCCAGGGGCCUCAUUUACAAAAUGUGCACAUGCACAGAUUUGAUCUUAGAGUGUGCAAACACUAAAAUCCACACCAAAGAACUGUCUUUAUCGAGGAAAAUGGCUUAGCGCGGAGUCAGUUUCUAAGCAGAGUCACACACUUUUUCUUGUGGUAGAGCUUGAUUUUUGUCGCUUGCCUUUCUCAAGUAAAGGAUUUGGAUGCUGACUGGUGCUCUGUUAGAUGUUAAUGACAUUAAUUAGGCAGAGUUUACAAGGCAGAGAUCUGAAACCAUUCAGCUGCACACAAUUUUUUAAGACCAUUUACGAUUUAUAAAUUUCACACCUGAAAGAAAGGCAUACGCACAUGCAAAUCAUGCAUAUGUUUGUUGUCUGAAUUACACAUACAGUACGCACACUUGAAAAAUGAUUGUAAGAUCAAAUGUAGGACGGUUUCUAUGCAACAUUUUGUAAAAGAGGCCCAUGUGAUAUUCUUUGUACCUCACUUAAUACAUCUGAGAUGAUUUGACCUGUGCCAGAUCUUAUUGUGAUAAUUGAUCUCUGGCUAAUUUGGUUCUUGAAUUAGGUUAUCUGGGAUUACUGUGCAUCCUUGUAAAGGGCAAAUAUGUUGAUACUCAAAAACCCUGCAAACGGCAAUGGUGAUACAGCAAAGAAAUUCAAAGUAAUUCUGCUUUGCUGAAAAUACAGGAUUGUGUUAAACACAAUAGCUUAAACAUUGCCACUGAAUCAGUAUGUAAUCAGUGACACUGAUUAUUACUUUAUAUUUUAAAUGCAGCCAGAUCUAUUUGUCUAAUAAACCUGGCAUUAUGUAUUAUACCUUUUGUUAA
Molecule: messenger RNA, 4149 nt
Organism: Labeo rohita (rohu)
Lineage: Eukaryota; Metazoa; Chordata; Actinopteri; Cypriniformes; Cyprinidae
Product: prospero homeobox protein 1-like
Exons: 7
Coding region: 841-3129 (762 amino acids)
Biological process (GO): regulation of transcription by RNA polymerase II
Cellular component (GO): nucleus
Molecular function (GO): RNA polymerase II cis-regulatory region sequence-specific DNA binding; DNA-binding transcription factor activity, RNA polymerase II-specific
Source: RefSeq, a predicted model, not a curated record